Messenger RNA from Lates calcarifer (barramundi perch), 3269 nucleotides. RefSeq names its product fibronectin type III and SPRY domain containing 1 (gene fsd1). Bases 240 to 1721 code for a protein of 493 amino acids. NCBI's taxonomy places the organism in Eukaryota, Metazoa, Chordata, Actinopteri, Centropomidae. Gene Ontology annotation, molecular function: protein binding. The transcript is spliced from 13 exons. The record is from RefSeq and is a predicted model, not a curated record.
GGCAUCAUUAUUCAGUCGCACGACAGAAACACCACUACCCACAAUCCUCCUCUGCCGCAUGCGUCCUACGCACUACGGGCCAAAGGCGUUGGUGGUUGGUGUUCGCCCGAAGAUGCACUGCACCCCGGCAGCAUCAGUACCAGCUCCGCCGUGCUAAUAAACCAAAAAACCCGGGGGACGGAGGACGAAUACCGGCGGUGUUUGCGGCUCGAGCGGCACCGGUGCAUCUGAGCGGCAAGAUGGGGGACCAGAAGGAAUCUCUGCGUAAGAUCACCCACACGCUGGCCAUGAAGAAUGAGGAGAUCUCCAACUUCAUCAGUACUCUCAAACAGAGCCUCGACAACCUGGAGGCAAACUCCAACCGGGUGCAGGAGGACCUGCAGUCCGAGUUCACCGCCCUCCACUCGGUUCUGGACGAGAUGAAGGAGAACAUGUUGACACGCAUCAAACAGGAGAGAGCCAGCCGCACAUAUGAGCUGCAGAGUCAGCUGAGCGCCUGCUCCAAAGCCCUGGAGAGUUCAGAGGAGCUGCUGGAGCUGGCCAACCAGACGCUCUGCUCCUCGGAGACGGACGGCUUCUCUCAGGCGGCCAAAGACAUUAAGGAUAGCGUGACAAUGGCUCCAGCCUUUCGUCUGUCCCUGAAGGCUAAAGCCAGCGACAACAUGAGUCACUUGAUGGUGGAUUUCAGCCAGGAGAGGGAGAUGUUGCAGGGUCUCAAGUUUCUCCCAGUUCCCGCCACUCCAGAGAUCCAGGUAUCAGAGUGCCAGGUGUGUGACAACACCGUGACUGUAGUGUGGACCUUACCGGAGCCCGACAGCAAGAUAGACCACUACAUACUGGAACAUCGACGGACAAACCACGAGGGUCCGCCGCGUAUCAGAGAAGACUACCCCUGGAUGGUGGUGGAGGGGAUACGAGAGAUGGAGCACACACUGACGGGUCUGCGCUUUGACACCCGCUACAUUACGUUCAGGGUGAGAGCGUGUAACAAGGCUGUGGCGGGAGAGUUCUCUGAGCCAAUUACACUAGAAACCCACGCCUUCACCUUCAAACUGGACUCAGGCUCAGCCCACCAGAACCUGAAGGUAGAGGACUUGAGUGUGGAGUGGGACAGCAGUGGAGGAAAGGUUCAGGAUAUCCGCAAGGAGAAGAACCGAACCAACUCCCCGAUGCACUCUCCAGCCAGGUCAGCCCUCAUGUCUCCAAAGAGAGCACCGACGGCCCGUCCAGGCAGAGACAGGUUUACAGCAGAGUCCUACACAGUGCUGGGCGACACCAUGAUCGACGCUGGCCAGCAGUACUGGGAGGUUCGCUUCGACAAGGAGAGCAAGGCCUUUGCUGUCGGGGUAGCCCUGCGGAGCCUCGGCCGCUUCGACCAGUUGGGGAAAAGCAGCGCGUCCUGGUGCAUCCACCUGAACAACUGGCUGCAGCAGAGCCUCACAGCCAAGCACAACAACAAGGCCCGAACACUGGACUGUCCCAUCCCCAGCAGUAUAGGCGUCUACGUCAACUAUGAUGAAGGUGUACUGUCUUUCUACAACUCCAAAACUAAGCAGCUGAUGCACACUUUCAAAACCAAGUUCCAGCAGCCAGUUAUACCAGCUUUCAUGGUGUGGAACGGCAGUUUCUCGGUAGUGACGGGCCUGCAGGUCCCCAGCGUGGUGCAGAGCGGACAGAGGAAGAACAGCGGCACCAGCAGCUCCAACGCCAGCCUCACCUAGAUCCAUCCACUCAGCCUGCUGGACGCCGACCAGCUCUGCUCCGACCGCAGUCACCCACCGCAGAACAUCUCCUCUGCCCUGACUGCGGUCAAAGCCAUAUCACGGAAGAGUUGCAUUGCUGGAGUGCGAUGGUUUAACUUGUUCCUCACGUCUGUGUUGCAUGACAACAACAAUGGUCCCAGGAACUAGUGAGUCAUCAGCGCCCUCAGUGACAGGAUUCUUCAGAUGUAUGACUCUGGCUGUUGUGAUUGCUUGGGACACUUUAGGUGUAGUCUUACUAGUUUGCCUCUCUCUACACGUUCAUUUAGCACUGUCCCACUGCUGCUAGAGCAAAGAUUUAGCGCUGGCCGCUGCCCUUCCUUCCUUUUCCAUCACCAAAACUUGUCAGCCGUACUGUCACGCAGCCAGCUGCAGGUGCAGGGUCAGGCCCUGUCCUGUUCUGUCCGCUCUCUCCCUGUGCCUUCCUCGUCAUUUCCAAACUGAUUGGCCAAAUCGGAUGAUCCACACCAACAUGCUAAUAUCUCACUGCAAGAAACAGUCUCACGAUUUCAAUUUAAAACAAUGUAUUGUGUCAGUGUCAGUAUAACCUGGUUGUAUCGUAGCUUAGUGGUGAUUAUUACCUACUGAUGAAUCCGCCUCUUUUCAUCAACCAACCUAUGUAACCCAGAUAACAACCUGCUCAAUAGAAUGUAGUUCAUUACUGAAUCAGGACUUUAUUAAACUCUAUGUUGCCAGCAACUAAUGAACAGCACAUAUUAGGGAUGUUGUGUUUGAAUUCUUGCCAAGGCAUGCAGACUUAACAGUGUUUACUGCAUUUCACUCUGUAGUCAGGGCCCACACUUUGCGUGCGAGAAGCUGGGUCCUUAAGCCUCCUGCUGGGGUUCUGUUAGUCUUAAAUUCGAGUCAGUGUUGGGCUUCAUCUGACAGCCAGACUCUGCACAGAGAGUUAGAGGGAGUUCUCCUUAUUUUAACGUGUGCUGGUGGAGUGGUGGAGUAGAGCCUUCAGACAUGGCUUCAGGAUUUUGGAAAUGACUGUACUGUAUACAUUUUAUUCACCUGACUGCACCCUAAUGCUUGUCUGUAUAGUAUGUAUGUGUCUAUACCUAAUAACACCGCUUUAUUUGCUGCAGAGAGAUCCUGUUAUGAGUAGUGGGCUGCCUGUAGUCCAAAUAUAACAAAUAGCUAGCCAGUAGCUCCAGCUAACAAACUGUGGUAUGAGAGUUAGCCAGGAUCCACCUGGGUAAGGUGAUGUGGUGAACUCUGGAAGUUGUUUACUUUUGUUCUGAAGUCUUUAUUUGUGCACAGCCCGACCUCUGAGUAGCGUCCAUGUCAUAUGUUACACAUGGUAACAGUCUUGCUUUGCCAUGUUGCUCCCUUUGAAUGCGUCUCCUGAAUAACUGUAGCCUGCAAUGCUUUAAAGAAGCGUCCAGCUGAGAAUUAUGUUAUAACUUUAUUUCACAUGCUGACAAGAUGUCACAAUUUAUUGUAAAAAGUUUAAUUUUUCCACUAUAAUGUAUCAGUCAUUGAGGUAAUAAAGGAGUGAGAGCA